Messenger RNA from Gigantopelta aegis, 3165 nucleotides. Its product is annotated as toll-like receptor 3. Gene Ontology annotation, molecular function: protein binding. Gene Ontology annotation, biological process: signal transduction. Gene Ontology annotation, cellular component: extracellular matrix. Bases 372 to 2798 code for a protein of 808 amino acids. Lineage: Eukaryota; Metazoa; Mollusca; Gastropoda; Neomphalida; Peltospiridae. The record is from RefSeq and is a predicted model, not a curated record. The transcript has 3 exons.
UGUGUGGAUGGGUUUACCCCAACACGUAGAUCACGUGAGGUUUAACGCGGAAGUAAAGUGAAUCAUUCAAUUCUCGACCGUUCUAAUCACACAAGUUGCGUGACUAUAGCUGAACAGGUUCCCCUACUUUUUUGAAGAGUACAGUUAUCGCAAACAUCUUACAACGGCUGCAAACUCAGGACAGUCCCUUUAAGAGCCGACCACGUGGCGUCACGUUUAUCACCAGUUAACUGAACAUUCUGGUUUUGAGAGUGGUUAAGGUUUGGGAACUGCGGGCGAUUCGGCGCCUAAGGUUCGAGUCUCAGCAACGACACGAGAGACAAUUUGUGAGGCCAAAAAGGAGUUUUAUACCCUGUGUCCAUUAGUGCAGAAUGGCGAGCAGGCAUCUCAUGUGGAUUGUUGUUAUGGAAUUCGUCUUUUGUCUACGUCUACCCAUCAUGGGUGUCACAGCGCAUGCGUCACUUUGUGACGUCUACCACGACGCUACGUAUGGUGGAAUACUGAUGAACUGCGAAAACCUAAAUCUCACAGAGGUUCCGCGAAAUAUCCCAGAAAACACUACCACUUUGAUCCUGCAAAGGAACAAGAUCAGCAAACUUCAUCCGAAAGCAUUCGUCGGUCUGGCGAACCUUAAGCGAUUGUUGCUAUCAUCAAACCGUCUUCUCUAUAACUACGACUCCUUUCCGGAAGACGUGUUUGUGCCCUUGCGAUCACUCGAAGUGCUGGACCUGACCGGAAACAGAAUUGAUAAGCCCAGCCCGUAUCCUGACAUGACAUUCAGCCAUCUUGUGAGUCUUCGGCAACUUCACCUUGACACUUUUGAUAAUAUUACUUUGGGAAAGGGAUUUGCGAAGUUGUUAAAACUAAAAAUAUUGAUCUUUUCCGGGGUUAAUUGUAAGCUUUCAAAACUCAUGAAUAAUACAUUCUAUUAUCUUCAGAAUUCCUCAUUAGCAGAACUUUAUCUUGGAGACUGCCCUAUACGUCAUAUAGAUAAUGGCAUCUUCUUGCCCUUAACAUUUUUAAGUGUUCUAGAUAUGAAAUGGAUAAAAUAUGUAUCGAUUAAGGACGCGAUGGCUUCUCUCUAUGGUUUACAAGGACGAAAUAUGUCGUUUAUUGAUUUUACUAGAGUUUUUAACCCAGGUGCUUAUUCGUAUGAAGAAUACGGCCGUAACUCUAAAAUAACUAAAGUGAUAACAAAGUAUUUAACCAAUAUAUGUGUUAAAAAACUAUCUAUUUCACGCAACCAAAUAUAUUACUUAGAAGCAGCUGCAUUACACGGGGUCCCCUUUUCGCAAUGUAUUGAGGAAUUGGAUAUUUCAAAGAAUAUAAUACGUGGUAACUAUAUAUACUAUCUAAAUUGGGGUAUGUUCCCUAGACUUAAACGUCUAGAUAUUUCAUGUCAACGAAUGAGUGUUGUCGACACUGUCAAUUCACCUUCUCCUUCCUCGAGUUCGGUCAUUUAUCUAGAAUUACCGCCUCAGCUACAAUAUCUAAGCAUGGGAGCUGUCAUUGAUAAUAUCCAUAUUAUCCCCGAUGUUCAGUUUACAAACGGUAAUAAUUUGCAGUAUCUCAAUCUAUCAUUUGAUGGCAUAUCUGAUUUUAUGUUUCACCUUAUUGGUCUACCAAAUCUAACAUCAUUAGAUAUAUCCAAAAACAACGCCAUGACAUUUACAGUAGAUUUUUUACACGCCUUUCGUAAAUUGAUGAACUUGUCAAUGAGUAAUAUGAACUUUGACGUUCAGUUCUUCUACCACAACGCCCGAACUAUUUUUUCAAAGUGUACAGCACUUGAGAGCAUCAAUCUAGCCUACAAUAAAUUCAGCGCCUUACCUCCAGAUAUGUUUAAGGAUCUAACGAACUUGAGGUUCGUAGACUUAUCAAACAACAACCUUGUGUGUUUAACGGUCUUUCUGUCAAUGGUGCCAAAUCUACAGAAGCUUGAUUUCUCUUACAAUUCCCUGACAUUCAUCACUGCCGAUGAUCUUAAAAUAAUAGAGUCCAGUGUGAGCGGACGUAACUUCUCAUUUGCCCUGAGAGGCAAUCCCAUUACAUGUUCGUGCAAUAGCCUUGCAUUCAUUGCUUGGCUUUUUGUUACAUCAGAAAGCAAAUUUGACAACGGACGUAAUUACAUAUGUACCGGGACAGACGGAAACCUUACCACGACACUGGCUGUUCACCAUAAUUACCAAAGAUACUGGGUCAGCUGCAUCAGUCCAAAUAUUUUCACACUGGCAUUGACUUUACUUUGCCUAAUUAUAAUUGUCUUCCUCUGUUCGUUUUUCGUUGUCAGUAACUGGACUAGGGUACAUCACAAACUUCUACGACUCCUGGGCAGUCCGUACAGACUACCACAACGACGUGAUUUUCUGUUUGCGAUUUACGUCGGCUACUGCGAUAGCGACUAUCUGUUUGUUUAUACGACCAUAUAUCAAAGCUUGGAGGUCCUCGGCGGUCUGCGACUCUACUUGCAAGAAAGAGAAAUUCUUCCAGGACAUGGUAUUACAGAAGGAAUCAUCGAAGGCAUCAACACCAGCUGGAAGACGUUGUUAAUAGUUACAAGAGAUUUUAUACAGGACCCUUGCUCCUUCUUGAAGAUAAAAACAUGUGUGUUCGCAGUGUCGGAAGCGACUCCAAGACGAGUGAUUCUUUUAAUAAUCGGAGACGUCAGCGCGGCAGACAUUCCGGGUGAAAUUCUGACUGUUGUCCACGAACAUGAUAUAUUGACCAUUCCAAGUACAGAAGCUUCGGAAGAUGCUUUGGCCAUGAUUCAGGACAUGGUAACGAAUGAUUCACACUAAGACAUGAAAAUUUGAAAGUUUGAUUUGUUUAACGACACCGCUAGAGCACAUUGAUGUAUUAAUAAUCGGCUAUUGGAUGUCAAACAUUUGGUAAUUUCGACAUAUAGUCUUAGAGAGGAAACCCGCUAUAUGUUUCCAUUAGCAGCGAGGGAUCUUUUAUGUGCACCAUCCCACAGACAGGAUAGCACAUACCACGGCCUUUGAUAUACCAAUCGUGGUGUACUGGAUGAAGCGAGAAAUCACAAAGGAAUGGAUCAAGGAAGGAAAUGUUUUAUUUAACGACACACCCAACACAUUUUAUUUACGGUUACAUGGCGUUGCACAUAUGGUUAAGGACCACAUAGAUAUAGAGAGGGGAAACCCGCUG